This is a messenger RNA of Moesziomyces antarcticus, 1386 nucleotides long. RefSeq lists its product as uncharacterized. The transcript is spliced from 3 exons. The record is from RefSeq and is a predicted model, not a curated record. Gene Ontology annotation, cellular component: plasma membrane. The coding region runs from base 1 to 1386 and encodes 461 amino acids. Lineage: Eukaryota; Fungi; Basidiomycota; Ustilaginomycetes; Ustilaginales; Ustilaginaceae.
AUGCAUGUCCGCUCGUCCGAAGGCCUAGGAUGCAGUUUCGAUGCACUGGCCACGCUGAGCGAUCCGGAUCCUGCGGGUGCAGCUUGCCGUCAUCCCAUCAUCCUGAUCUCACCCAUCGUAGCCUACGUGUGGCUAGGCACGUUCUCGACAGUCGCCAUGCCGACCGGAUUGGCGGAAUUCACGCCGUACCAUAGCCUGGCUGGCGGGCUGAUGAUGGCGGCAUCCCUGCACACCCUUCUAUCCAAGCUGGGUCUCGUCCUCGGCAUCUCGGGCUUCUUCCACUCGACUGUCACCUCGACCCUGAACAAAACAGGACUCCGCAAGGACAGUACUGCGCCGUCUAUCUACUCGACCGUUGCUCCCUACUUUACCGCCGGUAUUUUUGCGGGUGGGAUCAUCCUCGGCCUAGCACGCCCCCGCAUCGAGACAGAACUCGGAGUCUCGAUUCUCGACAACGGUGGCGCAGUGCGAAGCAACAGCCUCUUGCUGUCUGUAGCUUUCGGCGCUCUCGUCGGCUUCGGUACAAAGCUCGGCAACGGCUGCACGUCGGGUCAUUUCCUGUGUGGUCUGUCGCGCUUCUCGCUGCGCUCCCUCGUUGCCACCGCUACAUUCUUCGGCGUAGCUGUACUCACCCAUGUCUUCAACGUCUUCAACGUGGCCAAGUCUGCCACGCCGACGCCGGCCUUUGGGUCUGCCUUCGCCAGCCACCUUCCUGCUGCCUUCCCCAAACCCAACCUGGGCACUUUGCUGGCCCUCCAGCUUCCCGCGUUGGCCUACCUUGCUGCGCCUUCCGUACUUCAGGGCGGCGAACCGUCGGAUUCGACCUCAAAGACACGCGCGGCAAAGCAGCUCUUGGCCGCCAAAAUCAUGGCGCUAGCAGUGGGUGUGCAUUUCAGCUUCGCUCUCGGCGUCAGCGGCAUGAUGAGGCCUUCCAAGGUACUCGGAUUCCUUUCCCUGUCUCCCGCCCUGGUUUCGUCGGGAAGAUGGGAUCCAUCACUUGCUAUGGUCGCCAUUGGCGGCAUCAUCCCAGCCUCAAUCGCAUACUUUCAGCAGGUAAAGCCCAAGCAGGAUCAACUUCGUCGGCUCAGCUCUUCUUCCAAGAAACCACAAGAUGCCAGCAGCCGGCUGCGGCCAAGACUGUCGCUUGUAGCACCAGAAUGGCGGACACCAGCUGAUCCGUCCAAGAUCGAUGCCAGACUGGUCCUGGGCGCCAUCCUCUUCGGUCUUGGCUGGGGAGCCACUGGACUGUGCCCGGGACCAGCGCUCGCCUCCCUGGCCUCAUUGGGAGCAGAGGCAGUCGGACGAGGCAGCAUGUCGGCUGUCUCGGAUCUCUUCGUGUUUGUAGCAACCAUGGCAGCGAGCGGCCAGCUUGCAGCCAAGAUCUAA